GAGAGAGAGAGAGAGAGAUCGUAGAUAUCAGAAAAGUUAAGGAAGAGAGAGAGAGAGAGAUCAGAAAAGCUAAGGAAGAGAGAGAGAGAUUGAAAAUGUAGUAUGUGAAUCGGAUCCUUCGCCAACAAGGUUUGAAAGCCUCCACACACCUCCAAUUCAGCAACUGCUCUUCCAAAACCCCCCACCCUCUCCCCUCUCUCUCGCUUCAUAACUUAGAAGAUAUCUCUCCGUUAAAACCCUUUCUUCGUUCUCUCUCUCUCCCUCUCUCUCUGAGGAAAAGAAUGCAUAAAAAAACAAAAAAUCCAAAGAACAGAGGGAGAAAUCACCAAAAGAAAUAGAAAAGAUAGUGAUUCCAUGAUUACAGCUGCACCAUUCCACAUGUAGCUAGGAUCCAUCUCACUCUAAUUACCAGCCAUCUUCAUCUUCUUCUUCUUAUUCUUCUUCUUCAUAUAUUUAUGCUUAAUUCCUCACAAUUUUCCCUCCACAAUUAAGCAUAUAUGUCGAAUCCAGAGUUUUUCCUUCUCAAAGGAUCCCAACAGCAGAUCCAACUCAGCCUUCUGACCCGACCCGCUUUGGAAUUCCCUGAUGACGGCUGCCACCCCAACGCCUCACAUGACCGCAACCCCAUCAUCCAUCAUGUUCAUCAUCUUCCUCCUCAAUCACAAGGAUCAGAAGCACCCCUUGAUCUCAACCAACCCGGAAAAUGCGAGAAAAUCGCUCCGGAUUCUCCCGAGAAAGUUGGACGACACGACAAACCGUCGAUAUCAAUAUCACUGACAGGAACUGAACCGACGGACAAUAAUGAUGACGAGGACGGGUUCCGAACUCCAACGUCUUUGGAGCAUAGAAUUCCGGAACCCAAACAAUGCCCACCUGCACCCAGAAGAUCACCCUGCCGCCUGCGCCUCAGUCCUCGGAAGGUGUCAUCCGCUACCCGCCGGCGCCGGAGCCUCAACCUUGAUCUUUUGAGAGAGAUCGAAGAAUUUUUCGGUUUGCCCACCGAUCAGGAUGACGACCGUUAUCGUUUCGACCGGAAGAUGAAGAGAGCCCGAAGAGACGACGUCAAAUAAGGAAUUUUAAUUAUACAUACUUUUAGUUUUGUGGUAAGAAAUUCGUGAAAAAUGAGUCUGCUUGGAAGCUAUAUAUCAAUCUCCAGAAAAUUAAUCAAUAAUGCCGUUUGAAGUUCGUUCAUCAAUUGAAUCAAAUCGCUAUAUGCUUCAUCUGUCUUCAUCAAUUCUUUACUACUGAUUUUGA
Molecule: messenger RNA, 1254 nt
Organism: Malania oleifera
Lineage: Eukaryota; Viridiplantae; Streptophyta; Magnoliopsida; Santalales; Ximeniaceae
Product: cyclin-dependent protein kinase inhibitor SMR3-like
Exons: 1
Coding region: 498-1070 (190 amino acids)
Biological process (GO): regulation of DNA endoreduplication
Source: RefSeq, a predicted model, not a curated record